AUGGCACUGAUGAAAGUCAAAUUCGACCAGAAGAAGAGGGUCAAAUUAGCCCAGGGGCUCUGGCUUAUGAACUGGCUCUCAGUGCUGACUGGAAUCAUCCUCUUCAGCCUGGGAAUAUUUCUCAAGAUUGAGCUCAAGAAGAGAAGUGAGGUAAUGAACAACUCGGAGAGCCAUUUUGUGCCCAACUCCCUGAUUGGGGUAGGGGUGCUAGCUUGCAUCUUCAAUGCUCUUGGGGGCAAGAUCUGUUAUGAUGCUCUAGACCCUGCAAAAUACUCCAAAUGGAAGCCAUGGUUGAAGCCCUUCUUGAUCAUCUGCGUUCUGUUCAACAUCUUCCUCUUCUUGGUUUCUCUUUUUUGCUUCCUGAUGAGGGGCUCCCUGGAGAAUACCCUGGCCCAUGGGCUCAAGAAUGGCAUGAAGUAUUAUAGGGACACGGACACUCCAGGUCGGUGCUUCAUGAAGAAGACUAUUGACAUGUUGCAGAUUGAGUUCAGGUGCUGUGGAAACAAUGGCUUCCGGGACUGGUUUGAAGUCCAAUGGAUCAGCAACAGAUACCUGGACUUUGCCUCCAAAGAAGUUAAAGAUCGUAUCAAGAGCAACGUAGAUGGACGCUACUUGGUGGAUGGUGUCCCCUUCAGCUGCUGCAACCCGAAUUCUCCAAGGCCCUGCAUACAGACCCAGCUCACCAACAACUCUGCCCACUACAGCUAUGACUAUCAGACUGAAGAACUCAACUUGUGGAUCCGGGGCUGCCGGGAGGCACUGCUCCAUUACUACAGCAGUAUGAUGAACACCAUGGGUGCCAUCGUCCUUCUUGUCUGGCUUUUUGAGGUGACUAUUACAGUUGGACUACGCUACCUACACACAGCCCUGGAAAGUGUGACCAAUCCUGAGGACCCUGAGUGCGAGAGUGAAGGCUGGCUGCUAGAGAAGAGUGUGUUGGAGACCUGGAAAUCCAUCCUGGAGAGUUUGAAAAAACUUGGCAAAGGCAGCCAGGUGGAGGCUGCAUCUGAUGAAGGUGGCCAGGCCCCACCAGCCAGCUGAGGUGUCUCUAGGGAGCCCUUGCCAGGGACACCCCCACUGGACAAUGACACACAGGGAAGUGGUGGGACUGAGAGGGGCAGUGGAAACUCUGCUCCCCUAAUCUAAUGUACAUUCAUGACCCCCCCAGUGGAGAAUGACCAUCUUGAAAAAAUAACCCUUUCUCAGUGGGUGGGUGGAUGGGUCAAACAGGAGGGUUGCUAAUCCUGGCUACAUUUGAAAAGGGGCCUCCCUCCAGCUCACUCUUCCUGGAGAAUCCUUCACCAUACCCUUCAAAGGCUUUCUCCCUUCUUUUUGUGGGCCCCAACCCACGAAAGGGGCUGCUUUACCAAAAGGGCAAUAGCUAUAUCCCCAAUUCUUCUUGCUCCCCUAGUACAUAAAUGUGAUCCUAACAUCUCAGGGACGGCUGCCUGCCCAUAUACAUGCUCUCCUCUCCCCUUUCCUCACCCUAUUCAGCGCUUCUCUCAUUUUUUUUUAUCACUUCCCUUGCAUCCUCUUUGGGCAGGUGUCACCUAAAUACUUCAGGAAUUAGACACCUUGUCUGGGGCUCUACUCUGUGCGAGCUGGAGAGGAUGCUGAGGGUCCCCUCGCUAACUGCAGGUCUGCUUCAUUUCCAAGACUGUG
This is a messenger RNA of Phascolarctos cinereus (koala), 1662 nucleotides long. RefSeq names its product peripherin 2 (gene PRPH2). Gene Ontology annotation, cellular component: plasma membrane. The record is from RefSeq and is a predicted model, not a curated record. NCBI's taxonomy places the organism in Eukaryota, Metazoa, Chordata, Mammalia, Diprotodontia, Phascolarctidae. Gene Ontology annotation, biological process: visual perception.